Messenger RNA from Cercospora beticola, 2511 nucleotides. RefSeq lists its product as uncharacterized. Gene Ontology annotation, biological process: DNA alkylation repair; DNA repair. Gene Ontology annotation, molecular function: dioxygenase activity. Gene Ontology annotation, cellular component: nucleus. The record is from RefSeq and is a predicted model, not a curated record. Lineage: Eukaryota; Fungi; Ascomycota; Dothideomycetes; Mycosphaerellales; Mycosphaerellaceae.
UUUCGACGGUCGACAGGAACUCUGCGUGUUUCGCCUGCUGCAACUGCAGACUGGAUCAUGUCAUCACUGUUUGCCUUGCUGUCCCAGCAGACGCCAAACCUCCAGACGAGAAAAGGCCUCAUUGUCGUGGGCCUCCAGAACGACUUUGUGCUGCCAACGGGGAAACUGCCUGUUAAGGAAACCCAAUUCGUUGACCGCAUUGCCCGCCUCGUCCCUUCUUUCCGUCAGCACGGCGAAGUCGUCUGGGUGAGAUCAGAGUUCCUGGAGACGAGACCAGUCAACGGCGACGACACUCCUGGGGACACAGUCGUCGCAGGAGGCUCCCUGGGCACAGAGCUGGACGUUCCUGGCGACGACCAUGUGUCACGGGGCGAGAAGCAAUACCAGUCAUCUGCCUCGUUCGACGAACCGGACAUCGGCGAGGACGAUGAAGAACUGUUCCUUUCCAAAACGAGCACGAGAGAACCAUGCUGCAUUCGCGGCAGUCACGGAGCCGAAUACGCCGACUGUAUCAAACCAGUGAUGGAAGGCACGGAUCUCCAGGUCACCAAAACACAUUACUCAGCCUUCGCCGGCACCUCACUACUGAUGACCCUUCGCUCCAAGCUCAUUACCGAUGUGUAUAUUUGCGGUUGCAUGACGAACCUGUCCGUCUACGCCACAGCCAUGGACGCAGCUCGGUACGGCAUCGAAAUCACCCUGGUCGAGGAUUGUCUUGGCUACCGUCGCCUCGACCGGCAUCAGAUGGCCAAGCGACAACUCAGUGAUCUGAUGGAUGCGAACACGGUCAAAGCGUGUACCCUCCUUUCGCGCUUCGCCGUGGAUGGUGGAGAUGCCGAAGACAGCGGGACGCUUCAACAACUAGGCGGCACUCUGGAGGCAGACAGCGACGACGACGAUAGCGGCGACGAGAUCUCUUUUUCCACCGUAGGUCUUCCCAGAGUGCUAUUCGAACGAAGAUCUGAGCAAAGCCGCACCACGCGAUCGGCCAAAUACUCACAUUCUGCAGCUCCGCGACCCCGCAUCACUCCCACUCAGUAUGCAACACCUCAAAGCUCUCAACUUCACUACCGGCAGGUCAGCGACCCGCCAGAAGAGCGAGUCCGCAAGGCAAGGAAAGGCAACCAGACCAAGCACGCGACCCACGCGUCGUCCAGUAAGAUUGGAUUAAUUGCUUGUGACUCACCACGACGGAUUCCCGGUCAACCUUGGCUCGAAAUAAUCCCACUGGACUAUAAAGCGUCAUUUGACGUGACACACCCCAUCGCACCUGUGAAGGACCCAGAAGACCUCGCAGACGAUCUGAGCGAGUCUCAAGAUUUGGACGAAAUCAUGACCGAUCCUGCGAUGGGCCAGCCACUAUUCGGCGAGGAUAAGGCACAAGAGAGUGCAGGAUCUCGUAUUGUGCAUGAUUUCAUGUCGGAUGCCACGACACUGUUUGAGGAGCUAAAUCAUGAGAUCAACUGGCAGACUAUGUUCCAUCAGACGGGACAGGUUCCACGUCUGGUUUGCUGUCAAGCUACGAUAGAUGAGGAUGGAAGCAUGCCAGUAUACAGACAUCCAUCUGAUCAGACUCUCCCGGUUGAGAAGUGGACACCAACUGUUGAAAAGAUACGGCAGGAAGCAGAGAAAGUGGCCGGGCAUCCUCUCAAUCAUGCAUUGAUCCAGCUGUACCGCGACGGCAACGACUUCAUCUCUGAGCAUUCCGACAAGACGCUGGAUAUCGUCGCCAACAGUAGCAUCAUUAAUGCGUCUUUCGGCGCACAAAGGACGAUGCGCAUCAGAACGAAGCGAGACAAAGGCAAUAUCAACCCGGCAGCGCGUACUACCUAUCGUGUGCCUAUGCCACACAACAGUUUGAUAAUGAUGUCGCUCCCGACAAAUGCGGAAUACUUGCACGCAAUAAAUUGGGACAGGCGACCUGCUUGCGAACUCACAGACGCCGAGAAGGCAUACGGCGGUCAGCGUAUCAGCCUUACAUUCCGACACAUUGGUACCUAUCUCAAUAAUGACUCUACUCUGAUAUGGGGCGACGGUGCAGUCGGGAAGACGAAGUCGGCCGCACGACCAGUGAUCAACGGCGAUCCGACAGAGAGCGAAAAAUUGAUCCAAGCAUUCGGUUCCGAAAAUGCGGCUUCAAGCAUCAACUGGUCAGAGAUAUAUGGUUCUGGAAGCGAUGUGUUACAUCUGAAAUGAAGCACUUCCCGUUCAGCUGAACUGUUCAGGGCCCGCGGCAGUCCGCACUUUCACAAAGGAUCCCAAGCCUGCCGCUGGCAGCGAAAAAAUGACUUCGGCAAAAGUGGUAUCAUUUGCGUGCGCUCUGAAUCCAGAAAAUGCUCUUCGGACUUGUUCGGGUUGCGCUGGGUGAUCCAGUCACACAGCGUCGCCGACUUCGUACGUUGCACCACCUGACUCGAUGUCAUGCCAUGCGAUCUGGUAUCGAGCAGGUCUCUGCUCUCUGCGAACCACCUCCGAUAACGCCCGCUUACCGGAUUUCCCUCCAGGACUGUG